Molecule: messenger RNA, 5458 nt
Organism: Caenorhabditis auriculariae
Lineage: Eukaryota; Metazoa; Nematoda; Chromadorea; Rhabditida; Rhabditidae
Source: the annotation of a GenBank genome assembly
AUGCCAGCGGAAGGAAAACCAUACAAAUAUCUGAUCGUUUAUCCGUUUUCCGUCCUAACCACCACAAAAAUCCUCCUUUUGGUUGGUUUUUUUCAAAAUUUUUUUUAAAACAUUUUAUUUUCAUUUUCAGAUCUUGUAUUCGUUGUCACUUUUUGCCUGGGAGGAGAGCGGUAGAAAUCGUGGUUGGUUUUCAUUGGAUUUGUUGAGAGAAAUAAGGGUAUCGAAGAUAAUAAUAAGGUAGCUCAGUGGUUAAGCCAAUCAUAGUGAAAGGGUCUUUGGUUCGAAUCCGCCCCACGAUAUUUUUGCCAUUUUCGGAAAACUUCAAUCGCUUGCUGUCUUUCUUUGCAUAUAGUACAAGGUUGAAGUGAAACUCACAGCUAGCUCAGUGGAUAAGGCUUUAGAACUUGGUUUUGAGGGUCGCGGGUUCGAUCCCAUCCAGAAAUUAUCGAUUUUUGCCUUUUAAUUUUUUGGGAUUCUGAUGGUCUUUUUGGUCGUUUAACUUGGCAAACUCAACGUUUCAAGCUUAAUAAAUGAUUUAUAUAUACUAAAAAAACAAGGUAGCUCAGUGGUUAAGUUAAUUAAACCACGAUAAAAGGGUCUUUGGUUCGAAUCCGGUCCAGGAAAUUUUUGUAUUUUUUUUGUCUGUUUCUCUUUUUUUCGCAGGAUCAAAUGCAAAAUCAGAGAAUAAAUAUGCAAAUAGCAUUCAGAAAUUAUCAUUUUUUUGCCAUUUUUCAAAUUUUUUUUAUGACCUUAGCGGCCUCAAAUCAUAGUAUCAAGCUCACUAAAUUUAUCGAAAAAUCUUCAGCAAACUUAAAAAAAAGGAAUUUAGGGCAAAAAUUAGGUUUUUUAAAAGAAAAAGUGAGAAAUUUGGUUUUUUUUUCUCUUAAAAAAUGAUUUUUUAGGUCUUUUGGAUGUCGCGAUUCUCGAUAUUUGCCUCUGCGGCCUCUCGGCCAUAUCCCUUUGGUUCAUCGUUCAGAAAUUCUAUUGGAAAAAGCUGGUGAUUCAUAUUCAUUAUCUCGUUUUUAUGAUGUUUUUGUGCCUUUCAGGAGCUGAUUUUCGACCUGGCCGGCUCCUUUUUCUCCGCCAUCGCCUUGAUUUCCAGCCUGAUUUCGACGCCUUCCAUAUUCUCACAACCAAAUUUGAGUUUCUCGAAAAUUUCAACUCUUAAUUUUGGUCCAAGCUUCUGGAGAAAAAAGGCUGAAAAUUCCUUUUUAUCCUGGGAAAUGCACCCUUAGAACUUCGAUAUUAUAAAGUUUGAGCCCCAAAAGAAUUUCCCUUUUUAGUUUUACAAUAAAUUCAGGAAGAGUUCUGAAAAAAAAUGAUCAAAAAAGUUCCGCUAGUUAGAAAAUAGUGGAAAAUUGGUGUGGGUGCUCUAGGUACGCCCGACCUUCGAACGGCUUGCGCGUUUUCUAACUUUAAUCGCAGCCCGACCUUGUCGCGUAAAGCCAUUCCUUGCGAGAACAGACUCUAAAACUUUCUAACGAUUUCAUACAGUCUGACUUCUCUGCGACUCGUUUCUCUCACCGAAUACGCUUCCUGAAAAUAGUACGAAAAAACAAGAGAGCGAAGAGAUGUUAGACUGUUUCUAAGUCUAGCGGAUUUAUAUUCGGAAAGGUGGAUAAUGGCCACUGAAAGGGAGAGGCUCAAAAAAGGCCGCAAAAAGGCUGCAAAAAGACAGCAGAAAGGUCGCAAAAAGGCCGCAGAAAGGCAGCAAAAAGGCCGCAGAAAGGCAGCAAAAAGGAGUCUUUGUGACCCUAAAUGGAACAUUUUUAUGGGGCCUUUUUCCACCCUUUCCGGCUUUGCCUAUGUGUUAACUAAAUAAAUUCAAAAGAUCCAAUUUUCAAUCUGGGAAUUAGUUUUUUUGAAACGAAAACUUCCAAAAGCAACGUCACUUUUACCCAAAAAUGGUCCAAUUUUUUAGAUUUCCCACCUUCUAACCCUGAUUUCGUGGCUUUUCGCGUCAUUCUGGUGCAUCCACGAGACGUCGAACAACGUCAGCAACUUGUUCAUUUCCGAGUGGGGCCGGGCGACCGAAGAAAUCGAAAUCGAAUCAUUGGAACAACAUUUUUGAUCCGUUUCACUUCAUUUUGCUAUUUUUAUAGGCUGUAAAUUGCAAAAAUAACUGGGGAAGAUUUUUUAGUGGCCCCUUGAGGGUUUUGACAUCCAAGUGGUCAUUGUAGUAGUCGAGUAGCGGGAACUAAAACGAGGACUACUAUAGUGGCCACUGAGGGGCGAAAUAGGGGCUUUAGGGACCCCUUGAGGGACCUCUCUAUGAAGUCCUAGAGAACCUCUUAAGGGGGCCGCUAAAAAGGCUGCUUAAGAGACCACUUAUAGGAUUUUGACGUUUUAGUGUCCACUGUAGUAGUCGAGUAGCGGGAACUAAAAAGAGAACUACUAUAGUGGCCACUGAGGGGCAAAAUAGGGGCUUUAGGGCCCCUUUGAGGCACCCCUCCACGAAGUCCCCCUUAAGGGGCCUCUAAAAAGAGCUACUGUAGGGGCCACUUGGCUGUAAAUUGCCUAUAUCACUGCUGGGAAAGUUUCUAGUGGCCACUUGAGGGUUCUGACGUUUUAGUGGCCACUAUAUGAGUCGAAUAGAAACCACAAAGAUGCAACUUCUAUAGUGGCCCCUCCAAGCGGUCCUUAAGCAAUCUCUUAAGUGACCACUAAAGUUUUCCCCAUUAUGUACUAAUCUUGUCAUUAUAGAGAUUUCUUGUCCUAUUUCCAACUUUUUGGUCGGGUUUUGAUGCUUUCACUAAAUAAAUGGUUUAUUUUUUCUUCCAUCUUGAAAUAUGCGGAUCUGGGUUCGAGUCCCGGAAAGGGAAAUUUUUGGCUUUAUUUUUUUUUUCGUGCAAUUCUAUGUUGACGUGUCAAUGUGUAGAAGCACACGUCGAUAGCUCAGCGGGAGAUUCGUUGACUAUGGCUCGGGAGGUCGCUGGAUCGGUCCCUGUGGAGGGUAAUUUUUUUGCUGUUUUUUUUCUCUGAAGGAGUUGUUAUUAAAGUAUGAUAAAACAUUGAAAGAUGGACUUUAGCGUCAAAAAAAAGGAGCUACAUCUAUUUUAUCACUUGAAAUGAAGAUUUAACUCGGAGGCGCAGUGAGAAAAUAAUGAGUUUUGUUUAAAAAAGGUCGUUGGUUCGAAUCCUCUCAAGGGAAACUUUUUUUUGCCGUUUUUUAAGAUCGAUUAUUCUGGUGUUUAACGACAGGAAAGUCACUAGAAGUCAGAAAAAAAUUUUUUUUGGGUUAUUUAAAAAGAAAGAAAAUUAAAUGAUUGGUAAAAAAAGUAUUGGCCUGAUAAAAAAGGUAUUGUACUGUAAUGGAGUAACCAAUUUUAGGUUUCAAAAAAAAAUUGAUUGGUUAAUUUUGAAAAUUUCUAAGGAAAAGGGGUCCUGUCACGAUUGAAGGAUUACUGUACCAUGACCCAGUAAAAUUCGUAUUUUUCCCGUACGAAUUAGCCUAGAAUGGACUAUGAAUUCGGCUUUUACUCCAAUGAGUUUCCGAGUCAAGAGGGCGUAAGAAAUUAGAGAAUUUAUUUGUUUUCCCGGGCGACUUCUCAUUUUCCCACGCCCUUUCAGCUGAGAAUUCUAUUGGCAGAGUUCGAUUUAGUUGAAAUUUGCUAUUCAUAACGACUUUUUAGGAGUUUUUGGAGCCCGGAAAGCGCUUUUUGAAAUUUUUAGUGGCCUCUUUAGGGCUUUGAGGUUUUAGUGGUCACUGUAGUAGCCACUCAAGGGGCCUCUUUCGAAGUCUAAGUGGUACUAUUAGACUCUCAAAACUACUAUAGGGGCCACUAAGACGAAAAAUGACUUCUUAAGAGGUGGUUUUAGUGACCACUUUAGUGUUUUUUACAAGUAGUCCUCGUGGAACUUCUUAAGUGACCACUGCACUUCCUCAAAAAGAAGGUAUGAAGGGAUUGCAAGUGUUCCCUUUAGGGUUUUUUCAGGGAUAGGCUCCAAAAACGCCUUUUUAAAGCCCUGAGAAGCUGUUCUUCCAAUAGAUUUGGUCGGUGGCCCCUUUAGGGUUUUGAGGUUUUAGUGGCCACUAUAGUAAUCGAUUUAGUGGCCUCUUUAAGAGCCUAAGUGGUACUACUAGAGCACUGACACUACUAUAGUGGCCACUAAGACGCAAAAUUACUUUUUUAGAGGUGGAUUUAGUGGCCACUUUAGUGUUUUUUACAAGUGGUCGUUGUGAAACUUCUUAUGUGACCACUGCAUUUCCUCACAAUAAAUGGAUUUCAAGUGUUCCCUUUAGGGUUUUUCGAAAAUAGGCUCCAAAAACGCCUUUUUAAAGCCCCGAGAAGCUGUUCUUCCGUUAGAUUUGGUUAGUGGCCGCUUUAGGGUUUUGACGUUUCAGUGGUCACUGUAGUAGCCACUCAAGGGGCCUCUCUAGAAGUCUAAGUGGUACUGCUCGACUCUCAAAACUACUAAAGUGGCCACUAAGACCAAAAAUUACUUCUUCAGAGGUGGCUUUAGUGGCCACUUUAGUGCCCUCUCCAAUUAGUCCUUGUGGAACUUCUUAAGUGACCACUGCACUUCCUCAAAAAGAAGGUAUGAAGGGAUUGCAAGUGUUCCCUUUAGGGGUUUUUCAAGGAUAGGCUCCAAAAACGCCUUUUUAAAGCCCUGAGAAGCUGUUCUUCCGUUAGAUUCGGUUAGUGGCCCCUUUAGGGUUUUGAGGUUUUAGUGGCCACUAUAGUAAUCGAUUUAGUGGCCUCUUUAGGAGUCGAAAUGGUACUACUAGAGCACUGACACUACUAUAGGGGCCAGACGCAAAAUUACUUCUUUAGAGGUGGUUUUAGUGGCCACUUUAGUGUUUUUUACAAGUAGUCCUUGUGGAACUUCUUGUGUGACCACUGAAGUUUUCCAAGAGUAGAUAUUAAUAUUUUUUUGGUUUAUGAAGAUUUCAAAAAAGUUUUAUUGAAUAAAUAUGUAGUUGAACCAAGUUACACACCCAAAAUGAUGAGUCAAAGUCAAAUUUGGUUUUUUUUUUUGUCCGUACAAGGGAGGUAAUUUUACUUUGGUCUGGAAUUUUUUUGAAAUUCGGUCGAAAUUCUUCUUGAUGUAUAAGAUGAAGGCUCCGAAAUUCCUGAUCUGUACAAAAUUUCAGUUCUCCGAGAAAUAAGGGCCCAAAAAGCCGAUUUUUACGGAUUUUUUCAAUUUUGAGGGCUCCGUUCUCAAAAAGUAGCAAAUUUUGCAGGUUGACACUUUCAGAAUCUUCUUCUAGUACAUCAAGGAGUGAUCUAGCCAAUUUUCAGGCAAAUCCCAUCCCAAAAGUGAAAUUACCCCCCUUUGUUGGGAUGCUUCGGGAAAACCUCAAAAUCGCUACCCCAAACUUGCCCUUUUGCCCUCCUUCGAUCGGCCGGACAAAAGGGAGCUGGAGCAGGUUGUUUUGAGCAGCACCAACUGUUUACCUACUCACCUACCCACUGAACCAUUCCGUUAUCCGGCUCUGUUUGCUCCCCCAACCUGA